AUGGACUCUCGGCGCAGCUCCGCUCCGGCUGCAGCUCCCCUGCAGGAGACAGAUCGGAGCGCUGACUUCUGGCCUCAUCUCACACUGAUCCUGACAUGUCUGAGCAGAGCCUGCGGAGUGACACGAGGAGGCCUGUACAUCAUCAUCAUCAUCUGCUGCUGCUGCAGAGGAGAGAGGCGCGUUCACAUGCAGGACUACUUCAACUUAAAAACAAUCGACCUGCUUUCACUUUACUGUUACAGCUUUAUUUCUCCUGUGGGUUGUGUUAUUAGUAUUAGUAUAUUAUUAGCAUGUUGUGCUGCCACAACUCUGAUACCUUUACGGUUCUUGCGCCAAAAACGUGGACGAAGAGUUGACGUCACGUGGCCUGUGUGCGCCACUGUAAUUUAA
Xyrichtys novacula (pearly razorfish) is the source of this 390-nucleotide messenger RNA. The record is from the annotation of a GenBank genome assembly. NCBI's taxonomy places the organism in Eukaryota, Metazoa, Chordata, Actinopteri, Labriformes, Labridae.